AUGUUAUUGUCUGAGGGAUACUGUAAAAGUCUUCUACCUAGGUAUUCGAUUCAAAGUUCCAACGAGUCCCAAUUGCCGAAAAACGAGAUUUCCAAAUCACAACCUCAAAUUUCAUACCGGCAAGUGCAGGAGCACACAUCUGCCGACGAUUGUUGGGUAAUAUUGAAUGGAUUUGUUUAUGAUGUGACGAACUUUUUGAAGAUUCAUCCUGGUGGGCACCAGGCUAUUCUCAAUGCGGCAGGGAAAGAAGCGAGCCCUACCAGUCGAAGCUUGUCUAGGCCCAAUCGAUCCCACCACACUCCCAUCACGGGACAAAGAAGAGCUAUCCGAGGACGAAAUUCAACUUCGAAGAAUAGGGUGAACGAGUUCUCAGUGCGACAGCAUAGGCAUAUUAUCGCAGCGCAGCGGAUGAGGAGAGAACAAUUAGCUUUUCAUGAAAAUAGGAACGCCUUCCAAGGAUACUUCUUUCGACCUCGAAUCCUACGUGGCGUGUCUGAGGGCACUACCGAAACCGAAAUUGUCGGGAUUCCAUCAGCAAUGCCAUUGUUUAUUUCUCCCACUGCUAUGGCGAAAUUAGGUCAUCCACUUGGUGAGGUAAAUAUAACAAAGGCUGCUGGUCAAAAUGGGUUAAUUCAAAUGAUUUCUUCGAACGCAAGCUGUGGACUGGAAGAAUUCUUUGCUGCGAGCAAAGAUACACAGAACCUGAUGUUUCAGCUUUACCUGAAUAAAGACCGCUCGGAGUCCGGGAAGUUGAUUCGAAAAGUAGAAAAACUCGGCGCGAAGGCAAUUGUAUUCACAGUUGACGUGGCUUGGGAGUCAAAAAAAACGCUCGAGAUGCGAUCCAAAGCAGUGACUGCUCCACCAAAGGAGGUCUCUGAAGAGGCCAUUCCAUCAAAAAGAGACCUGGGAUAUGGACCACGUCUCCAGGGCUUUUUCCUUCCAUUAUUCCAUGCGUUAACAAUAGAUCUUCGGGCAAAUACGAAAUUGCCGAUUAUUGUCAAAGGCGUUCAAUGCCCCGAGGAUGUCCAACUCUGUGUGGAGCAAGGGGUGAAUGGAGUCAUCAUUUCAAAUCACGGUGGCCGACAGGCAGAUUAUGCGCCAGCGCCAAUUGAUGUUCUAUUUGAAAUCAGAAUCUUGCGACUCGAUCUGUUUGACAAAAUAGAUAUCAUGAUAGAUGGUGGUAUAAGAUCCGGGGCAGAUGUCGUUAAAGCUCUAGCAAUGGGUGCUAAAGCUGUUGGAGUUGGUCGACCAGUUCUAUACGCCAACGGAACCCAUGGCCAAGAAGGAGUGAACCGUGUCAUAGAAAGUGAGAUCAACCCCUAG
Molecule: messenger RNA, 1323 nt
Organism: Penicillium malachiteum
Lineage: Eukaryota; Fungi; Ascomycota; Eurotiomycetes; Eurotiales; Aspergillaceae
Exons: 9
Coding region: 1-1323 (440 amino acids)
Biological process (GO): lactate metabolic process
Molecular function (GO): heme binding; L-lactate dehydrogenase (cytochrome) activity
Source: RefSeq, a predicted model, not a curated record